UGUAGAUUUGUUUUGGUUGUGAAAUUCUCGAAUUGUUAAGUUUUCCAUGAAUACUGAGGAGAAAGAAGACCUAUUUGAUGACUCCUUUGACGAGGAACUCCUUAAGGUGGAGGCUCCUUCAGAGCCGAAGCAGAUGAGGCUGAGUCAAGAGGCUGGACCGUCAACUUCGCACGCUCCACCGGCGCCGAUGCAAAAGGUUGAGGUCAAGACAGCUUCUGUGACCAAAAGCCACUGCAUCCUGGUGCAUCCGAAGCAGAGAGGGAAUCCCCUGCUCAGGAGUGUGGUCAACGUGCCCUGGGAGUACGAUGACAUUGUUCCGGACUACAUUGUGGGACGAACUUCAUGCGUCCUGUUCUUGUCCCUGAAAUAUCACAACCUCAACCCGGAUUAUAUCCACGGGAGGAUCAAGAAACUGGGGAAUAUGUUCCAACUCAGAGUCCUUCUGGCGCAAGUUGAUCUCAAGGAACCUCACAGUGCUCUUAAGAACAUCACUAGAGUCUGUCUGCUCACAGAUCUCACCCUUAUGCUAGCAUGGUCGCCGGAGGAGGCCGGGAAGAUCAUCGAAUCUUAUAAGAUGUACGAGAAUCGCUCGUCAGAUUGGAUAAAAGAGCGUCCAGCAGAGGAUUCCCACACUAAGCUGUUGACUGCCCUCAGUAGCAUAAAGUGCAUCAACAAGACCGACUCGAUGACCCUGCUGCACAAUUACGGCACCCUGGAGAAUAUUAUGAGGAGCUCUGAGGAGCGCUUGGGCAGCUGUCCGGGACUCGGGCCGCGCAAGGCGAAGAAACUCUACAAAUUAUUCCAUGAACCCUUCUGCAAUUGAUUAUCCAUCGUGACAGUGUUAAUAAAUGAUCCCUGCAGAUGU
Messenger RNA from Phlebotomus argentipes, 865 nucleotides. RefSeq names its product DNA excision repair protein ERCC-1 (gene Ercc1). Gene Ontology annotation, cellular component: nucleus; nucleotide-excision repair factor 1 complex; ERCC4-ERCC1 complex. Bases 47 to 823 code for a protein of 258 amino acids. Lineage: Eukaryota; Metazoa; Arthropoda; Insecta; Diptera; Psychodidae. Gene Ontology annotation, biological process: nucleotide-excision repair; mitotic recombination; UV-damage excision repair. The transcript has 3 exons. The record is from RefSeq and is a predicted model, not a curated record. Gene Ontology annotation, molecular function: damaged DNA binding; single-stranded DNA binding.